This is a messenger RNA of Prorocentrum cordatum, 1253 nucleotides long. The record is from the annotation of a GenBank genome assembly. Lineage: Eukaryota; Dinophyceae; Prorocentrales; Prorocentraceae.
GGUUGCAAUCGGCUCCUUCAAGUGCGAGAAGGGCGAGUGGGGCUCCUGGGCGAACGCCGAGGUCUUCCUCAGGGGCUGGCGAGCCGUGAACGACGAUGGGCGGUACAGGCAUCACGAUUGGACCAUCAAGGUGGACGCAGAUACCGUGUUCUACCCUGACAGGUUUCCGAUGCACAUGGACAAGCUCCAACUGACAGGCGACCGCUCCGUGUUCUUCAUGAACUUUAUGCCGGGCUAUCCUGUGGUCGGGGCCCUCGAGGCGGUCUCCACCAUCGUGCUGAUAGCCUUCUUUGACCAGCACUUCAACGAGUGUGACGACCUGGCCAUAGGCGCCGCCGAGGACUGCUGGUUCUGGAAGUGCAUGGAGCUCGUGCGCCCCUUGACGGCCGCAGGACGACUCGCUUCUCCAGCACGAGGGGCACCCCGAGGGCGACAAGUGCACGGACGGUUGGUUCGUGGCCAUGCACCCCUUCAAGACGGUCGGCGAGUACAACGCCUGCAUCGACAGGCAGGGCUUCGGCACGUGAGACGUCGAGGAUGGGUAUCCCUCCGAGCGUGUUCACCCUUUUUCAGAGCCUCCUCGCGUCGUGAAAAAGCACGCGCCGCCAAACACCAAUUCACGACGUCGGAGGUUUUGCGCCCGCCCGCACUUCCCGCCGCUUGCCUCCGCCGCGAACGCGUGCGGUCUUGUGGCAAAAGGAAGUAGUAGUUUUAGGUCGCAGGUAGAUUCGCCGUGCCUUCCACAGCCCCGCUACCGUAAGGGCGGAUCGGUCUUCGGGGCCUUGGGCGCUUGCUCAUCUAGAAUGCAGAGAGCUCGUGGUCGCUGUAGCUUUUGGCAAAGUGGCUUUCGCACCGGACUCGCAGUCGGCCACCGUGCUGACAGCCUCCGGCCUCAAUAGGCCGCGAGCUGCUUUUCAGGCCCCCCACUUCGGGAGGCGCCUACGAUCCGGGCCCUCUUGCGGUUCCGACUUGUCCGCGGUGCCGUGCUUGCGGCCGCCUCACGGCGGCCUCAAUCGUCAAAACCCUGGCCCGGCUUCCGAAAUGGGCCCGUGCUGCCCGCGCUGUGCUGCAGGCUUCUGCACGCUGCAGCCGCCCGAGCGUCUGCUUCGGCGGGGUGUCUCGGGGGCCGGCGUGCGCUCUCCGGGCCGGGCGCGCGCGGGCAGGCGCCUCCCGCAGUGCAGUCAUGAAGUGAUGGCAGGCAUGGUCACAGGUCUGCCCUCCUCCUCCUCCUCCUCCUUCUCCUCCUCCUCCUC